CUGCCCUCUUCUUCCCCCACCGCAGCUGGGGUCAAGCCAGAAGUCCCUGGGCCGUCUUCCAUGGGCUGACUGCUCUAUCCUGCCUGCUCCCGUGAGGCCAGACUGGGCGAGGGGGACGAUGCUGGGUGGUUGGUGCGGGGCUCAUGGGGUUUGAGACCUCCCUGCUGUCCGAGAGCAUUGGGUAAAGCGUUGCCUUUCCAGAGCCCCGCACUCUGUGUCCUUGAGUGCGUCCCGCUCACUGAGGGGUGAGCAACAGGGGGUCCCAGACAAGUGUAUAGCGAUGCAUGGUGCAUGGUCCUGCUUGCCAUGGGGUGAGCAGUUGGGGGUCCCAGACAAGUGUGUUGUGAUGCACGGUGCAUGGUCCUGGUCACAAUGGGGUGAGCAGUUGGGGGUCCCAGACAAGUGUAUAGUGAUGCACGGUGCAUGGUCCUGCUCGCCAUGGGGUGAGCAGUUGGGGGUCCCAGACAAGUGUGUUGUGAUGCACGGUGCAUGGUCCUGGUCACAAUGGGGUGAGCAGUUGGGGGUCCCAGACAAGUGUAUAGCGAUGCACGGUGCAUGGUCCUGCUCGCCAUGGGGUGAGCAGUUGGGGGUCCCAGACAAGUGUGUUGUGAUGCACGGUGCAUGGUCCUGGUCACCACGAGGUGAGCAGUUGGGGGUCCCAGACAAGUGUGUUGUGAUGCACGGUGCGUAGUCGUGUUCACCACGGGGUGAGCAGUUUGGGGUCCCAGACAAGUGUGUUGUGAUGCACGGUGCAUGGUCCCGCUCACCACGGGGUGAGCAGUUGGGGGUCCCAGACAAGUGUGUUGUGAUGCACGGUGCGUAGUCGUGUUCACCACGAGGUGAGCAGUUGGGGGUCCCAGACAAGUAUGUUGUGAUGCACGGUGCAUGGUCCUGGUCACAAUGGGGUGAGCAGUUUGGGGUCCCAGACAAGUGUGUUGUGAUGCACGGUGCAUGGUCCCGCUCACCACGGGGUGAGCAGUUGGGGGUCCCAGACAAGUGUGUUGUGAUGCACGGUGCGUAGUCGUGUUCACCACGAGGUGAGCAGUUGGGGGUCCCAGACAAGUGUGUUGUGAUGCACGGUGCAUGGUCCCGCUCACCACGGGGUGAGCAGUUGGGGGUCCCAGACAAGUGUGUUGUGAUGCACGGUGCGUAGUCGUGUUCACCAUGGGGUGAGCAGUUGGGGGUCCCAGACAAGUGUGUUGUGAUGCACGGUGCAUGGUCCUGGUCACCACGGGGUGAGCAGUUGGGGGUCCCAGACAAGUGUGUUGUGAUGCACGGUGCAUGGUCCCGCUCACCACGGGGUGAGCAGUUGGGGGUCCCAGACAAGUGUGUUGUGAUGCACGGUGCGUAGUCGUGUUCACCACGAGGUGAGCAGUUGGGGGUCCCAGACAAGUAUGUUGUGAUGCACGGUGCAUGGUCCUGGUCACCAUGGGGUGAGCAGUUGGGGGUCCCAGACAAGUGUAUAGUGAUGCACGGUGCAUGGUCCUGGUCACCACGGGGUGAGCAGUUGGGGGUCCCAGACAAGUGUGUUGUGAUGCACGGUGCGUAGUCGUGUUCACCACGGGGUGAGCAGUCGGGGUCCCCGAUGUACGUCGCGAUGCCCGGCGCAUGGCGCCUGCGGCGAGCACCCCUGCUCGUGGGGGAAGGUGACAGAAGCCUCCUGGUGUCCUUGAUGCCACGGGCGUGCGGCCGGUGCCCUGCGCAGCUCCAGGCCGGCCCGCCGCGGUCCCCGAGCCCACCCGGGCAGGGCACUGACGGCUUGCCCCGGCCCUCCUGCUCGCGGUUCCCCCCGCGGGUGCGGAGCGCCCCCAGGUGCAAGUGAGAGCGAGGGAGGGGUUCGCCCCGCGCUCCCGCGGCCGGGGAUCUCCGCGCGGUGGCGCAGCACCGCGGCCCGUGUGCACGGAGCGGCUCCGGAUCGAGCCGGCUGAGGUCCGCCCCCGCCGUCCAGGCUCCGCCCGCGCUGGUGGAGCCGCGCCGGCGCCCUGGCUCGGGGCGCGGGGCCGGGCCGGGGCCGGCGCGGGGCGAUGGACGCUCAGGCCCCGGUGACCUUCGAGGACGUGGCCGUCUACUUCUCGGCAGAGGAGUGGGCAGAGCUGGCAGCAUGGCAGCGGGAGCUGUACCGCGACGUGAUGAUGGACAACUACGAGCUGGUGGCCUCGCUGGGCUCGGCGGGCCCCAAACCUGAGGUCAUAUGUCAGAUAGAACGAGGGGAAGAGCCUCACGUCGGGGCUCCCCAAGGGGAGCGGGACGGGGGCAUCCCGGAGGCCCCUGGCGUGGAGGCCUGGGGCCAGCACGGCGAGGAGACGCUGCUGGAGGAGGAACCCAGCCCACGCUGGCUGUUGCUGCCCGGCGGCACCCAGGAACUUGCAUCCGACUACGCCCUGCUCUGCCCCAGCUGGUGUGACAUGAAGCAUCAGGACUGGGUCGGGGACAUGCCCCAGACCCCCCCGGCUUUGGACAGGGGCUUCCGGACGUUCCCCGAUGGUGCCUCGGCCCUGGGCCCGGCUGCAGCAGGGAGCAAGGAGAUCCUGAUUUGCGGGGCAUGCGGCAGGAGCUUUGAGGACGCGGCGGCCCUGAGCACUCACCUGUGCCAGCCGGCGGAGCACCCCGUGGAGGCCCACGUGUGCCAGGCCUGCGGGAAGGUCUUCCGGCACCGGCGGAACCUGCUGACGCACAAGAAGCGGCGGGGCCAGCGCCGGCACGCGUGCACCGAGUGCGCCCGCAGCUUCUGCCUCAAGGGAGACCUGCUGCGGCACCGGGCAGGGCACGCCGGCGCAGGCGGCUACGGCUGUGGGCUCUGCGGUCAGAGCUUCCGGCACAAGCGGCACUUGCUGGCGCACAAGAAGGAGCACGUGGCCGGGCGUGCCCUGUACCAGUGCCCCGGCUGCUCCGAGAGCUUCAGGGACGCGGCCGAGCUGGCCGGGCACCGUGCGGCCCACUGCGAGGAACGCCCGUUCGCCUGCCCGCGAUGCGACCGCCGCUUCAGCUGGAAGGAGAGCCUGCUCAUCCACCAGCGCAGCCAUGCCCAGGAGCGCUCUCACCGCUGCCCCGACUGCGGCCGCGGCUUCAGCCGCAGUGGGAACCUGCGGGCACACCAGCGUGUGCACACGGGCGAGCGACCUUUCGCCUGCCCUGAGUGUGACCGUACCUUCUGCAACAAGGCCAACCUGGUGGCCCACCAGAAGCUGCACCGGCGCUGCCGUGCCAGCUUCAGCGCCAAGGGCAAGCUGCUGCUGCCCCAGGAGGAGCACGGCGACGGGGCCGGCCCCCAGGGCACGGGGUGAGUUCCCUGCCCUGCCCUGUUCCCUGCAGCGUGCUGCGUGGUAGCACAUGACAGUCGGCCCAGCCUUCCCCACCCGCCAGCCCCAGAGCCCCGGCGGGCCGUGUGCCCACUGCUCUGUUCACCGUGCCGUGGGGGGCUGGAGCCUCUCCCUUGACUGCCCUUCCUUGGGAGCCCCCAUUUCUUUCUGGCCAGGAGGGGCUGGUCUGGCCACAGGUCCCUGCAUGGAUCCCCUAUGGAUCCUUUGUGCCUUCUUGGAGGGAGGGGAACGAUUACCCAGUGGUGAGAGCAGCUGUUGAGGACUGGGGGGGAAACUGCAUCCACAGCCCUGAGGCUCCACUGUGGCCUCGGCCAGGCACUUAGCUGCUCCCUGCCUCAGUUUCCCCAUAUGUAGAGGGGGAGUGCAGCACUUCCCUACUGCGAGGGGAGGAGAUGAAGGAGUGCAAGGGGUUCAGAGACCCCCCCACUCCAGGCCCCUGAGACAGGCAGGUGGGCCUUCUGCUCGUGCUCAGCCAGCGGUGCUUUCUGUGUGACCGUCGCACCCACGUCCUGCAACAGGCCAGAGUCUCUGGUCAGCUCUGCCGUGGCCUGGGGCUUGCAGGGGCUGCCACGGACGGCUCUCCCUGGUUUCCUGCAGAACUGCUCUGUCCUCUGUGCCUCCAUCUCUCUCUCCCCCGGGCUGCCCACGUGCUGUCCUGUAUUGUGUCAUCCCCUCCUCCACUCCAGUGACUGCUUGGCCCAUUUCCCCCUCCUCUGCCCUGACCCCAGCACCCCCAGUGCAUAUAACAUGUGACCUCUCAGGCCCCACAUCAGCUGCGACGCCUGCAGGAACUCAGCCCGUGUGGCACGGUCGGGCGGCGGGUGUAUUUAUUUCCUUGCACGUGGACUGAAUAGUGCAUCAUACCUCUAUGAACUUGCCCUCGGUGUGUUGUCCGGCUGCGUAGGCUGUAAGCACUCAGGGCAGGCACUUGUCCGCGUUGCAUGGCAUGUACAGUGUUGAACCCUGGGGGCAGUCCCUUUGCAGCACUGAGCACUGAGCCUGGGCAUCCUCAGGGCCCUGAAUAAAGGUGGUGUAGGCGGCA
This is a messenger RNA of Alligator mississippiensis (American alligator), 4362 nucleotides long. RefSeq names its product zinc finger protein 707. Gene Ontology annotation, molecular function: RNA polymerase II transcription regulatory region sequence-specific DNA binding; DNA-binding transcription repressor activity, RNA polymerase II-specific. Lineage: Eukaryota; Metazoa; Chordata; Crocodylia; Alligatoridae. The record is from RefSeq and is a predicted model, not a curated record. Bases 2025 to 3284 code for a protein of 419 amino acids. The transcript has 4 exons. Gene Ontology annotation, cellular component: nucleus. Gene Ontology annotation, biological process: negative regulation of transcription by RNA polymerase II.